CGUAAAUUGAAGAUUGAGCCAGUGAGAGAAAAGGAGUACGAUUCACAGUGAAGAAUAUAUUUUAAUUACCGCCACUUAUGUUCAUUUGAUAGUAUUUUGAGACUUCUCUCGCUCGCUCAGUUUUUAUACGACUAUUACGCAUAGUUACAUACCUUCUAGAUUUGGUCGUUUAUGUUUAAUAACAGAUUAAUGUGAGUCUCAUCCGCUAGUUGGUUAGCAGAGCGCCUUUACCGCUGCGAUGAUGGAAACUUGAGCAGCUCAAAGCAAACACUCAUCCAGCUUCUCGGGCCACCCAAACACAGGACCCCUGUGCAGGCAGGCAGCAAAAUGCAGACCAUAAAGUGUGUUGUCGUUGGUGAUGGUGCGGUGGGAAAGACUUGCCUGUUGAUCUCCUACACCACUAAUGCCUUCCCAGAUGAGUACAUUCCGACGGUUUUUGACAACUACAGCACACAGACCUGUGUGGACGGUCGCGCCGUCAGCCUUAACCUGUGGGAUACGGCCGGUCAGGAGGAGUAUGACCGCCUGCGAACCCUGUCUUACCCACAAACGCACGUGUUCAUCAUCUGUUUCUCCGUGGCCAGUCCUUCCUCUCAUGCCAAUGUUAGGCAUAAAUGGCACCCAGAAGUGUGCCACCACUGCCCGGGCGUACCUGUGCUGCUGGUGGGCACUAAGAGAGACCUGCGUGUGGACAAGGAGACCCUAGAGAAGCUGAAGGAGCAAGGGAUGAGUCCAACCACCCCCCAGCAGGGCAGCGCGCUGGCUCGCAGCAUCGGUGCGGUCCGAUAUCUGGAGUGCUCCGCUCUUCUGCAGGAGGGAGUCAGAGAGGUCUUCAAUGAGGCUGUUAGAGCUGUUCUCUACCCCAACGCCAAGAAGCAUACCAAGAAAUGUGUGUUGUUAUAACUAAUGGAGGGUUUGUGUGUGUGUGAGAGAGAGUUAGUGAGUUUCAGUGAGGGGUGGGAUGGAAGUUAGAUGUGAUCGUCUCGUUGAUUUGACUCUGCAAGUGUGUGUGUGUGUGUGUGUGUGUGUGUGUGUCGCUACCACUUUAUGUUUGUAUCUCUACACUACAGUUAGCAAUAGGUGCACAGACUGUUAAUGAGUGAGUUUGAGACUGAGACUGUGUGCUUGUGUAUUUGUGUUUAAACUUUACAUGCAUAUCAUCACUUAAGACAUAACUACAGCACUGCAGUGUUGUAAUCUGAAGGCAGGCAGACGGAGGCAGCAAAUGGAUUUGUCUGAAGGACUACAGGCAUCAACGACCGCUGCCUUCCCAAAAUGCCUUAAAACCCCUGCACAUAAAGACAACAAAAAGAAGAUUUUUAGGAAACACUCAGAGGAUAUUUUAUGCACCAAAGUGUCAGUUCAGUCUAAUAUAGCUAGGUGUCUUAUUAAAACCAAUGAAGGUGCCGUCGUUCCCUUAGCACAUCUGUACUCUCUUCACAGCGUUUACUUUUCCUCUACAAACUAACAUAAACAUUAUGAGGCCUUGCAACACCACUAAUACAGUAUGUGUGGUAUCUUAACACAAUACCCUAAGACCAAUAGGUUUGAAUGGCAUAAGAGCUAUGCAAUCCUGUUUUCCCUAUAUUGUAACCUGUAAAUUAUCACUGACUUCUCUUGGGUUGAUUGCCUUUCAAGUCAGGAAGUGCUGUGUAAUCUCAGUGUGCCUUUAGAGGCUCAGCCCGAGCUUGGCUCCUCUGACAUCUCACAAAUGCGUCCUUCCUUGCUCAUUUCAUCUAGGGUGCUACUUUAGGUGUCAGCUGACAUGAAUUGCUGGAAAGGGCUGCUGAAAGUUUACAGUGGGCUAUGUUCGUUACAGAGAGCUGUUGUAGCUCACCUGCCUCCUGUUAAAGCUGUUAAUGAAGGGAUAAAGUGUUGUUGUAUAAAAUUCUUGAGGAAGUAAUGAAGAACUUUCCAUAUUUUGCUUACCCCUCCUGAAUCCUCAGAAUUUACAACCGCAUUAUUGAAUCUAAAGUGCCACUACUAUUUGUAUUAUUUUGUAUUUUAGACAACUUAAAUGUUGAUCCACUGCAAUGAAGUGCCGUGCAACGAACUGUUGAGGAAGGAGAUAAGCUCUCUGUCCUUCACCUCAAUUACAAAAUAUUCAGACUGAAGUUAGGAUACACAAACACUCAAAGUUCAGGUUUAGGCUUCAUUUGGGUCCACAUUUACAUUUUAUAUAUUAAAGGUCUACCUUUUGUAUAUUGUUUUAGCCAAAGGCUGCUUUAUCAACAUUUUUGUUUUUAGGACAUUAAUGAAACACCAAAAAUUGUUUUUUUUUUCUUUUUCUUUUUUAUUAGACAGUUUUUACUUUUUAAAAUUGUCAUUAUUUUAAAGAAUAUACCUCCACUUGCAUGACAAAAUAAACCAGUUUUAAAGUAAACCAGACUGCCUGGCU
Messenger RNA from Myxocyprinus asiaticus (Chinese sucker), 2398 nucleotides. RefSeq names its product rho-related GTP-binding protein RhoG-like. Gene Ontology annotation, biological process: regulation of cell shape; small GTPase-mediated signal transduction; establishment or maintenance of cell polarity. The transcript has 2 exons. Gene Ontology annotation, molecular function: GTP binding; GTPase activity; protein kinase binding. Gene Ontology annotation, cellular component: cytoskeleton; cell projection; cytoplasmic vesicle. The record is from RefSeq and is a predicted model, not a curated record. The coding region runs from base 328 to 903 and encodes 191 amino acids. NCBI's taxonomy places the organism in Eukaryota, Metazoa, Chordata, Actinopteri, Cypriniformes, Catostomidae.